AACCCUAAUUCCGCAUUUCUCUAACCCUAGAUCCCUAAUUCUCUCUAUCUCGACGAACCCUAACCCUAACCCUGCAAUUUCUCUCCAAUUCUCUACAAAUCUACUUCUUUUAGGUCUAAUCGAUGGCUCCUCGUGUUCGCGGUGGAAGAGGAAGCGGAAGAGGGAAGAGGGGACCGAAGUCUCCGGUGAAGCGACCCACUGUCGUCCCUACUCGACCCACAUCUUCCGGUGUGUCGAGUCGAAGACCAAGGAGCCUUCCGUCGCAGUAUGAGUUCACGCCGGCGAACCCUGAAGAUCCAAAUCAUGGGACUGAGCAUCCGCCGAAUCGUCAGCCUUCACCGCAACUGAGUCUAAGAGACUAUCCACCUCCGCUGCAGCUUUUCCAGUCGGGCGAAGGAUCUCAGCAUGCAGCUGGUGGAUCUCCUCGGGGCUCUGGAACGACUCCGUUUCGAGCAUCUGUCUCCUCUGUUCAUCGUUUAGCAUCCGGAUCUCCCCGUGCCUCUCAGUCUCCAGCGCCGGUUCCUUCUCCAGUGGUUAAUAAACAACGACCACCAAGAGCCUCUCUGUCUGGUCACAGUUCUCAAGCUCAGAACGUUGAAGAAGAAGAAGCUGCAUCGGAUGAAGAAGCUGAUGAUGAAACUACAUCAGAGGAUGAAGGUUUGAGGGAUUCAACACUCCCAGAAGAUGUCUUCGCGACUUUACAUGAUACGCUUCUCAUCCCAGGCCGUGAGCUCUAUACUACUCUCAUCUCUCCGACUUUAGAGCCUGGGACGACAUGGUCUGUUUGUGUUAAGAUUGUAAGUUUGUUUAGGUAUAGUUUGUUUGGUAAGGAUAAGGGUAAGCUGACCCGGAAGGUCACCAAGUGUUUUACUAACAAGUUUGAUGGACCAUACUACAAUUGGAGUUGUGUUCCAACUGGAAGAAGAGAAAGAUACUUUCUUGAAUUCGCUAAAACACACACCUGGCAUCCCUCAGUUACAGGUGUGGUUGAAGCCAAGUUCUACAAGAUCAUUGCACUGCGUAUGAAAGACAUGUCUACUGUCACAAAUGAUAGAGGGGAUUACUUUGGAAUUGGCAGCUUAGGGGUUUACAUCAACGGGAAGCGCAAGUACGCAGGAAGCAGUUCUUCUUUCACAACCCUGCAGUCACAGCUUGAGGAUGCUAACCGCAAGAUAGAGGAACAAGCAGCUCUACAAGCAGCACGUGAAGCAGAGGCAUUGCGGGUCGCAGCAUCACAAGCAGCUGAGAUCAAGCAUUUGUCGAUGGUGAAGAAGUACCUGAGUGAAACUGACCCUAAUUUCCUGGCCUUCCUCAAUUCCCAAUCAACUCCUGCUGCGGAUGAUCAUUCAGAGGUCCAACCAAAUCCAACUCCUGCUGCUAAUGCUGAUGGUACUACUCCUGCUACUUAGCUUUCUCUCCUCUUAACUCAAAAACUUGAACUUGAUCUUUUGGUCUUGUACUUAUGGUACAAGUAUGUUUGUAUUUAUGUCUUGUGAACUUGAUAUUUUGGACUUGUACUUUUGGUCUUGUGAACUUGUAUGUUUUUAUGUUUAUUAAGAACUUGUAUGUUUUGUAUGUUUGGUUUUAAUUAGUAAAUGCAAACGUAAUUA
Messenger RNA from Arabidopsis arenosa, 1610 nucleotides. The record is from the annotation of a GenBank genome assembly. Lineage: Eukaryota; Viridiplantae; Streptophyta; Magnoliopsida; Brassicales; Brassicaceae.